This is a messenger RNA of Vicia villosa (hairy vetch), 1161 nucleotides long. RefSeq names its product dehydrodolichyl diphosphate synthase 2-like. Gene Ontology annotation, biological process: response to cold; plastid membrane organization; polyprenol biosynthetic process. The coding region runs from base 45 to 986 and encodes 313 amino acids. The record is from RefSeq and is a predicted model, not a curated record. The transcript is spliced from 3 exons. Lineage: Eukaryota; Viridiplantae; Streptophyta; Magnoliopsida; Fabales; Fabaceae. Gene Ontology annotation, cellular component: chloroplast stroma.
AUGUCAAGAAAACCCUUAUCACUUCCCUUCACAUUAUUAUUACCAUGUUUUGGUUAAGACUCCCCAUUCCAUUACAGAAAACUCCAAUAACAUAUUCUACACCAAACACAACUAUCUCUUCUAAUUCUAACUAUUACUGCCAUCAAAGUUUUCUUCCAUAUUCUUCUAAACCCGUUACGAAAUGCAGCACAAUCUCCAUGGCUUUUAAGGAUGAGAUGAACGGAGAAACUUUUGUGGACGAAGAUUUUUCUGAACUGGAGCCAUUGCCGGGAGAGCUGAAGGCGGAGCUGAUGCCAAAGCAUGUGGCGGUGAUUAUGGAUGGGAAUGGGAGGUGGGCAAAGAUGAAAGGCUUGCCGGUGUCUGCCGGCCACGUUGCCGGCAUGGACUCGUUCAAAAGGAUGUUGGAGCUAUGUUCUUGUUGGGGAAUAAAGGUUCUCACAAUUUUCGCGUUCUCUAGUGAUAACUGGAACCGGCCCAAGGUGGAAGUUGAUUUCUUGUUUGAUCUCUUGGAAAGAUUAAUACAUUCUCAAAUUGAAAAUUGGAAGAGGAAAGGAAUUAAAGUAUCUGUGAUUGGAGAUACAUCAAAGCUUCCCAAUUCUUUGCAAAGAAUAAUAACUAGUGCUGAGGAGAAUACAAAGAAGAACUCGAAAUUUCAACUUAUUAUGGCAGUUAACUAUGGUGGAAAACUUGAUGUAGUCCAAGCCUGUAAAAGGGUAGUCAAGAAAGUGAAAGAUGAACUUAUUCUUCUAGAAGACAUUGAUGAAAAUAUCCUUGAAAAGGAGCUGGAGACAAACUGCACUGAGUUUCCUUAUCCGGAUUUACUGAUUCGGACAAGUGGAGAACUUAGAGUUAGUAAUUUCUUGUUAUGGCAAUUAGCAUACACUGAAUUUUUCUUUCACAAAAAACUUUGGCCUGAUUUCGGAAAGGAUGAGUUUAUCGAAGCCUUAAUAUCAUUUCAACAUAGAAGAAAACGUCACGGGGGAUGACAUUAAUUACUUUACAACAAUUUAUCUUCCGAUAUCGUAGUGAUGAUUUAUUAGAAGAUAAGUGUAUCUCGAUUGUUUAGAAAUGGUUGUUUGAUAUGUUGUUAGGGUAUGUUUGUUUUUUUAUUACUCCCUCUGUUCCUUUUUAAGUGUCAUUUUAGCAAAAAGCUCUUCAAUC